AUGGCACUGCCUGUAUCUCAGAAUAUGCUGAAGAACAACUACAGGCAUAUGCUUAUCCAUAGUCCAGGGGCAGAAGAGUCAGAGAACCCACCUUCUGUAAAGGAGCUGCAGGCCAGAGAACACAGUGCACAUGAGAGGAACAGCUUUCCUUUUGGAUCAAACCACACCAAGGAUUAUGCAGCUUUUGGCAGGACUAUACUACACACAUGCUGCAAGCUCUUCUUCUUUCACCUUCUGGGUUCCACGGAAGGAUGCCUCUAUUCUGUCAUGGCUUAUGAUCGCUAUGUUGCCAUCUGUCAUCCACUGAGAUACAUGCUCAUCAUGAAACCUGGACUCUGUGUCGGCUUGGUCAUGGUAGCCUUGUUGGUGGGGUGUCUCCAUGCCACCACGCUGACCUCCUUUACCUUUCACUUAACCUACUGUGGCCCCAAAGAGGUGGACCACUUCUUCUGUGACAUCCCUGCCAUUUUACCCCUGGCUUGUACGGACAGCUCUCUGGCGAAGAGAGUGGGCUCCAUUAAUGUUGGUUUUCUGGCUUUAGUGCUUUUGUUCAGCGUUUGUGUCUCCUACGCUCACAUUGGGAUCGCCAUUCUGAGGAUCCGUUCAGCAGAGGGCAGGCGGAAGGCCUUCUCCACCUGCAGUGCCCACCUCACUGCCAUCCUCUGUGCCUACGGACCUGUCAUCAUCAUCUACCUGCAGCGCACACCCAACCCUCUGCUUGGGGCCGUGGUGCAAAUACUAAAUAACAUUGUCUCACCCAUGCUGAACUCGUUAAUCUAC
Sciurus carolinensis (gray squirrel) is the source of this 780-nucleotide messenger RNA. RefSeq names its product olfactory receptor 148-like. Gene Ontology annotation, molecular function: olfactory receptor activity. Gene Ontology annotation, biological process: G protein-coupled receptor signaling pathway. Lineage: Eukaryota; Metazoa; Chordata; Mammalia; Rodentia; Sciuridae. The annotation marks the transcript as partial. Gene Ontology annotation, cellular component: membrane. The record is from RefSeq and is a predicted model, not a curated record. The transcript has 2 exons.